This is a messenger RNA of Aspergillus mulundensis, 1902 nucleotides long. Its product is annotated as fungal specific transcription factor domain-containing protein. The coding region runs from base 1 to 1902 and encodes 633 amino acids. Lineage: Eukaryota; Fungi; Ascomycota; Eurotiomycetes; Eurotiales; Aspergillaceae. Gene Ontology annotation, molecular function: zinc ion binding; RNA polymerase II cis-regulatory region sequence-specific DNA binding; DNA-binding transcription factor activity, RNA polymerase II-specific. The record is from RefSeq and is a predicted model, not a curated record. The transcript is spliced from 3 exons. Gene Ontology annotation, cellular component: nucleus. Gene Ontology annotation, biological process: DNA-templated transcription; positive regulation of transcription from RNA polymerase II promoter by galactose.
AUGUCCACUGGACGGAUUGACGAUCGCUCGAGCAUCAGCACUCUCGGUCGACUGCAUGACGGGAUUCAUCUUCAGCCGCUCAAUGUCGACGAUCCAACCUCAGACGACACCAACACAGAUGGCCUCGCACUCGGGUUUGUAGAGGAAACUACUCCGGUAUUUUAUGGCGAUUCGUCAAGCAUUGUAUUCACGCGGUGUCUCCUCGAAGCCAUCGCAGUGGUUUCAAAGCCCAAGGAGAGCAAGGACACCCCGAUAAAGGCAGCAUGCGAGAGGAAUGGCGCUUCAGACCGCAAUCCCGCACCAGUGGCUCAGCCUCAGUCACCGUCAGUCGUGGAGUCGCCUAGGGACAUGGCUUCCUCGCCCACGGCACAGCCUUCGGAGGGAGAGAUGGAUGCGCUAUUGUGCACGUACUUUAGUGGCUACGGCUGUCUGUUUGCCUUCCUGCAUGAGCCCACAUUUAGAGAGACUUACAAUGAGUGCAAGGCAAAUGGCUUCGUCAAGGCUCGAAGAGGCUGGCUCGGUCUGUUGAAUAUGACAUUUGCAAUGGCUGCCCACAUCGAUCAAGCAGCAGACACCUCUGCAAAGUAUCGCUUCAAAAGGUCGUACGUUUUCUUCCAACGGGCUGUAUCUCUCUGCAGUGAGAUGUGCACGCGCACAAUCAGCCUCGACAUUGUACAAUACCUUCUGCUAGCUGCGCUAUAUCUCCAGGGGACACAGAGACCCAUCCAAGCGUGGACGGUGCAUGGGAUGCUGGUACGAACAGCGAUGGCCCUAGGCCUACAUUCUGAGAAAUCGAGUCAGGGACUCCACCCGGUGCAACAAGAAGUUCGUCGCCGUACCUGGCUUACAAUAUACUGCCUGGAUAAAAUUCAAAGCGUUCAAUGCGGACGUCCGCCAGCGAUACCGGAUGAAUACAUCGUGGUUAAGAUGCCAUCACCGUGGCCUACCACCGUGGAUACGGAACGAGACCAGGUGAAUGACGUAGACAAUCAGACCGCAUUUAUCGAUGCUACUGUGCGCUUGCUCCAAGUCGUUGGUCAGUCUAUUAGGACACAGUACGGGCAGAACCUAGGGCUGCGGGAUCAUGAGGUCGACGACAGUACGGCAAUACAGGCGGCCAGCGUGGUUCGACAGGAGCUCCGACGAUGGGCAUGUAGUUUGCCACCAUCGCUUGCUAUCUGUGGAGCUGGAUCGUGUAUUUUCUCGGAAGAGGAAAGCAGCGAGUCCAUCCGGAUGCGCGUCAUUCUCACGCUGCGGUAUCACUUUGUGAAUAUCCUAAUCCACCGCCCACUACUCUGCGCCACCCUCCGCUAUCUGACUAUCAAUGCGCCGCCGGUGGGAGCUCCAUUGCCGUAUAGAAUGCAGCUUGCAAUGGCGGAAGCCCACGAGUGCAUUCGUUCUGCGGAGGAGACAAUCGAAAUAGUCCAUACGGUUAUGAGCGGAUCCAGCCCUUCCUACACCAAGCUGGAUGUUUGGUUCUUCACUUUGUUCCACGUAUUCAACGCUGCUUUGAUAAUCAUCGGGCGUUCCGUUUUGGAACAACAUAGGGUCUAUGUCAACGACGGUGCCUCAUCUGCAAGCUCGGCCCAGUACUACCUCAACCAAUCCGUAGAGGCUCUCGAUAAGCUCGAUAUUGAAAACCGCUUGGUACGCAACUGCGCCAAGGUUAUUAGGCGGCUUGCCCAGCCCCAGAAUGGCAAAGGCGAGGGCCCUACCCCUGCCGAGCAAUAUCCUCCUGUAAACCACCAUAUAGUUCAAUUUGAAAACGAGGGAGACCUGUCGUCCUUGGGGCUUCCAUCCCUUUCCGACCUGGACAUCGUCCAGUUCUCGAGCGGCGAGAUGAUGGGCAACGGGUUUGGCGAAACGUCCUUGAGCUUGGACCAGCUAUACUCUGACUAUUAG